This is a messenger RNA of Sorex fumeus (smoky shrew), 2461 nucleotides long. It is a transcript of the gene NIBAN1, whose product is annotated as niban apoptosis regulator 1. The transcript has 14 exons. Lineage: Eukaryota; Metazoa; Chordata; Mammalia; Eulipotyphla; Soricidae. Bases 26 to 2461 code for a protein of 811 amino acids. The record is from RefSeq and is a predicted model, not a curated record.
GCCGUCGGACCCCAGAGCCGGCACUAUGGGGGGCUCCGCCUCCAGCCAGCUGGACGAGGGCAGAUGCGCCUACAUCCGAGGCAAGACCGAGGCGGCCGUGCGGAACUUCAGCCCCUUCUACCGCCGCCAGUUCGCGGCCGCCUUCUGCGGGCACGUGUGCAGCCAGGUGCAGCCGCAGCAGGACGCCCCCUCCCAGCUGCUGAAGACCAAGCCCCCCCUGGAGCCCGGGACGGUUUUGUUUGAGGCCGAGUUAACCCAGUUUGCCGACGACAUCAAGAAGUGGAAGGAGAGAUACGUGGUCAUCAAGAAUGACUUCGCCGUGGAGAGCUACGAGAGCAAAGAGGCCUUCCAGAGAGGGGCCGCCCCCCGGAGCCGCCUCCUGCCUGCCAAUGGCCGUGUGCUCACCUCAGAGGCCGAGUACAACUCACUGUCGGACCAGCACUUCCCGGACCCCUCGGCGGGCAGUGAGAGGGACACAGCGCCCCCGGCUGCGCUGCCCACGGCCUUCCCAGUCUUCCUGUGGCUGCCUUUCGUCCGGCCCGGCUGCUUCUGCUGCCUGGACGCCGCCCAGCAGCGGGCCUUCAUAGCCGUCCUGGGGGACUGUGUCCGCCACCUGAACCAGGACUACGUGAAGCAGAGAACAUUCGAGUCGCGGGCGUUUCUGGAGGCGGUGCAGUUCUUCCAGCAGGAAAAGGGCCACUACGACUCGUGGGAAAUGAACGCGGGGGAUGAGGUCCAGAUCCUGAGCGGGCUGGUGAUGGAGGAGCUGCUGCCCACGCUGCAGGCCGACAUACUGCCCCGGAUGAAGGGGAAGAAGCAGGACCGGAAGCGAGCUUGGCUCGGGCUGCUGGAGGAGGCGUCGGGGCUGGUGGGCCGGCAGGUGGCCGAGGCGCUGGACGCCCUGAAGGAGGAGUGUCGGGCCCAGGCCGAGCCACUGGAGGGCGCCCUGCGGGCCGACGCCGACCAGAUCUUGGCCUCCAAGAGCUUCCUCAGCGGGAAGAUCAAAGGGACAGUGUUGCCGCGGGCGGAGCCGCUGCUGGCCGAGAGCGUGCGGCCCUUCCUGGCCUCGCUGCUGGACGAGCUCAUGGGCCCCGUGACCUGCGGCUUCGGCGCCCUCCGGGGCCUGCUGGAGGACCGGGUGGACGCGCUGGGCCGCAGCGCCCGGGCCGGGGACGACGCGCAGCUGCGGGAGCGCCUGCAGCAGCUGGGGCGCCUCCCGCUGGACCCGCUGGCCAUGGAGCCCUGCUACGGCCACGCUGACCACCUGCGGGCGCGCGCGGCCGAGCUGCAGGGCCGCUUCCGCUUCGCCCACGCGCACCUGGUGGCCCAGCGAGCCCAGAGCCACAUGCAGGAGCUGAUGGGCAACGCCGUGCACACGUUCCAGGAGCUGCUGGCCCCUCACCUGCAGGGCGAGGCCCCCAAGACCGCAGCCGCCCUGGAGAAGGUCAAGCUCCGGGUCCUGAAGCAAUUCGACUACGACAGCAGCAGCAUCCGCAAGAGGCUGUGCCAGGGGGCUCUGGUGCAGGUGACGCUGCCCACCCUGCGGAGAGGCCUGGCAGCCGCCUGCAAGCCGGAGCUCCAGAACUUCGAGCAGUUCAUCUUCGCCGACCACACGGGCGUGAUCCACGUGGAGAACAUCUACGAGGAGAUUCUGCACGAGAUGCUGCAGGCCGAAGCCCUGAAAGUGAUCCAGGAAGCCGCCAGCCUGCAGAGACACAACCUGCUGGACGACGGCGCGGCCCUGCCCAGCGAGAGCAUGUCCAGCCUCGCCGACCUCGGGACCCCCUCGGGCUCGGGCCAGGCCAGCCCUGCCCGCGACCCCUCAGCCCUGCCGCCGGACGCGCCCGAGAGCAACGACGUCUUCCAGGGCCCCGAGGACACGCGGCCUGGGGAGGGCCCGACCCCCGCGGGACCCAGCCCCCCACGGGAGCAGGACGGGCCGGGGCCGGUUCCCCCCGGGGAGGAUCCUGGGACCCCAGUGGGGGCCGGACGGGGCAUGAGCACAGGCUCUGCGGAGUUGGAGUCGGGGGCCCCCCUGGGCCCCCCAGAGGCCUUGCCUGCCUCGGGCUCCCUGGCCGAGCUCCGGGACCUGCUGACGGUGACCGUUGAGCUCCCUGGAGCACCCGGCCCCCUCGAGGCUGAUGGAGACAGAGACCCGGGGGUCCCGGCAGAGGCAGCAGGGAGGGCGGCCCCCGACCCAGACCCCAGCCAGGGGCCAGCAGAGGCCGAGAAGCCCCCGGAGAGGGAGGCUCAGGGAAGCGUCCAGGCAGCCCCUCUCGUCCCUGGGGAGCCAGGAGAGGCUCAGGGCGGACCCCAGGGUGGGGACGGGGAGGAGAAGAGGGCGGGGGAGGGGCGCACGCCCCGCGUGUUCGAGUGUGAGUGGGUGGUGGAGCGCGCAGAGCAGCUGGAGCUCCAGGGCCCCCAGGAGGAGGGGCGCGGCCCCGGGCCAGCCUGGGAGUAG